AUGAAAAAACAUCAUCUCUUUAGCCUAGAGCGGAAGAACUUCGACACACUCCUCCUCAAGACAUCGAAGGGACAGGUCCUCUCCUCACCACUUCGGUGGAAGAGGACCUCACCUCUCCACUUCGGUGGAAGAGGACCUGUCCACUUCGGUGGAAGAGGACCUCACCACUUCGGUGGAAGAGGACUUCUCCACUUCGGUGGAAGAGGACCUCACCACUUCGGUGGAAGAGGACCUGUCCACUUCGGUGGAAGAGGACCUCACCACUUCGGUGGAAGAGGACUUUUCCACUUUGGUGGAAGAGGAUCUCACCUCUCCACUUCGGUAGAAGAGGACCUCUCCACUUCGGUGGAGGAGGACCUCACCUCUCCAUUUCGGUGGAAGGGGACCUCACCUCUCCACUUCGGUAGAAGAGGACCUCACCUCUCCACUUCGGUGGAGGAGGACCUCACCUCACCACUUCGGUGGAAGAGGACCUCACCUCUCCACUUCGGUGGAAGGGGACCUCACCACUUCGGUGGAAGCGGACUUCUCCACUUCGGUGGAGGAGGACCUCACCUCUCCACUUCGGUGGAAGAGGACCUCACCACUUCGGUGGAAGAGGACCUCUCCACUUCGGUGGAGGAGGACUUCUCCACUUCGGUGGAGGAGGACCUCACCACUUCGGUGGAAGCGGACUUCUCCACUUCGGUGGAGGAGGACCUCACCACUUCGGUGGAAGAGGACCUCUCCACUUCGGUGGAGGAGGACCUCACCACUUCGGUGGAAGCGGACUUCUCCACUUCGGUGGAGAAGGACCUCACCUCUCCACUUCGGUGGAAGAGGACUUCUCCACUUCGGUGGAGGAGGACCUCACCACUUCGGUGGAAGAGGACCUCUCCACUUCGGUGGAGGAGGACCUCUCCACUUCGGUGGAAGAGGACCUCACCUCUCCACUUCGGUGGAAGAGAACCUCACCUCUCCACUUUGGUGGAAGCGGACUUCUCCACUUCGGUGGAAGAGAACCUCACCUCUCCACUUUGGUGGAAGCGGACUUCUCCACUUCGGUGGAGAAGGACCUCACCUCUCCACUUCGGUGGAAGAGGACUUCUCCACUUCGGUGGAGGAGGACCUCACCUCUCCAUUUCGGUGGAAGGGGAUCUCACCUCUCCAUUUUGGUGGAAGAGGACCUCACCACUUUGGUGGAAGAGGACCUCACUUCGGCGGCUCAACAAUUGAUAAAUCCAGUUUGUUUUGAUUCCUGCUUUUUCAUAUCUAUGUCUUUUUGUUCUUAUUUGUUCAAUUAAAAAAAAGAAUCAUUGGAGGCAGGAGUGGGGGGGGGUGUAUGUCUGUCCUCAUUUUCCCAGCAUGCUUCACUUUUGACUCUAAAGGACUCUAAAACAUCUACAAACUUUCAUUCUCCUAACAUCAUUUUUAUAUCCAGAAGUUCAAACUUCCGCGGAACACUGAAUCUACCUGAACUUCUGGCUGCUAUCCAGGAAGAGCAGCUGGUCACAUGCUCUCCUGCAGCAGAGAUGUCAUGAAGAAUUUUUUGCUGGAAGAACGGCGUGUCCAGGAGAAUGAAGGCGGACCUCCCGCUCUCUCAGGACAGAGCUCAGAGGAAACCUUUGGAACACCUUG
This is a messenger RNA of Oryzias melastigma (Indian medaka), 1617 nucleotides long. RefSeq lists its product as uncharacterized. The transcript has 2 exons. NCBI's taxonomy places the organism in Eukaryota, Metazoa, Chordata, Actinopteri, Beloniformes, Adrianichthyidae. The record is from RefSeq and is a predicted model, not a curated record. Bases 1 to 1215 code for a protein of 404 amino acids.